AACCAUCAAUUCCUUUCACACUCUCCUCCUCUUUUGAGUUUCUCUACAACCCAAAAAAUCAUCAUAACCUCCUUCCUUCAUACCCAUUCUUCUCUCUCUCUCUCUCUCAAGUCACAACCAUCACCUAUCUUCCUCUCUCUAUCUCUGCUAUGGAUUCCGGCAACAGUAGUAGCAUGCAAUCAUCAAGCGGCGGUGCUGGUGGGGGAGAUCAAGAAGAGUACGACUCACGCGCCGAUCAAUCAAUCUCUGCUUUAUUCAACAACAACAACAACAACAACAACACAACCACCGUCUCCUCCAACAUCGCCGUUCCAACACAGCUUGACUCUCUUAUAGCUAACUAUUUUAACACUUCUUGGUCAACGGAUAAUCCUCUCUGGUCAACAACGGCUACAAAACCCGCCGAUGAUGGCUGCUCUAGACCAGUUCCACCACCGAUCUUAACAGAACCAGUCUUCUUCACAAACCCACUCCAACAAAAUCUGAGAACAGUUCCAAACACAAACACAACUAGUCCCAUUUGUUCCGUCCCAACCGACAAGAAAAACGGUCUUGCGACAACACGGAAUCCAAAGAAGAGAUCUCGAGUCUCGAGACGAGCGCCUACGACUGUUUUGACCACCGACACAUCCAACUUCAGAGCCAUGGUUCAAGAAUUCACCGGUAAUCCUUCAACUCCUUUCACCGGAUUGUCAUCGUCUUCUCCUUAUCCAAGAUCAAGAUUUGAUCUCUUCGGUUCUUCUUCUUCUUCUUCUUCAUCCUCGCGACCCUUGAAACCGUUUCCUCACAAACUCAUCUCUCCAUCGACGGUAAAUCAUCAUUACCUUCCUCCUUCAGAGUAUCAUCUUCAUCAUCAUCAUCAUCAACAUCAGAAUCUUCUCCUUAAUAUGAACACGCAAAACAUCGCAUACCCUUUUCUCAACAACCAGUCUCCCAACAACAACCCUUUACCGGAUCAGUCCCUUCUAUGUGAAAAGUCGAAACCUUCGAGCUUGAGAACGAGUAAUGGUUUUGGACACGUGGACGUUGGUACAAACUUUGAGGGGCUUCACAACAUUAUCGUCUCGUCGUCAUCGAUGACACAGCCAACCCUAAAUAAUACUAAUAUCCAUGGAUCAGACAAGAAUACUGAAGCCGAGAAUGAUAACGAUCUGUUAAGAUCGAUCAAUGGUGAUGAUCAGUCCAUGGUGCAAAGAUCAUCGGAUGGUUACACAGCACCUGUUGCUUCUGGAUCAGAGAAUACUUUAGCGGCGGUGAGAAAUGAAGGUAUGGUGGAAUUAUCAUGGAUCUCUUCUUCUGAUUAGAUUUAUCUAACUUUUUUACAUUAUGGUCGUAUUUAUUUUAUUACAUACCAUAAUAAAAAAAGUUUUAGAAAUCUUAGCGAAAAACAUAUGAUGAAUAUUGGAAACAUUAAUUAGUGUAUGGAAAGAUUUUGGAAUCAUUUAUCAUGUUCUAAAGCUUCUAUGGUCUCUAUAAUUAACAAUUACUUUUUUACAUAUUCGAACAAUGUUUUUUUUUUUUUCUUAUAAUGUUAUAUAUCGGCUUUAUUCCUUUUAUUGGACUGGAUGUUAUAUAUGUGGAUUUUGAACAUCGGCUCAUAGUGGCAUGAGAUAUUAUCAAUGGCUUCAUAAGUA
This is a messenger RNA of Camelina sativa (false flax), 1634 nucleotides long. NCBI's taxonomy places the organism in Eukaryota, Viridiplantae, Streptophyta, Magnoliopsida, Brassicales, Brassicaceae. The record is from RefSeq and is a predicted model, not a curated record.